This is a messenger RNA of Chara braunii, 2904 nucleotides long. NCBI's taxonomy places the organism in Eukaryota, Viridiplantae, Streptophyta, Charophyceae, Charales, Characeae. The record is from the annotation of a GenBank genome assembly.
GACGGUGUCUUUUGACAUCCUCGACACCAAGUUCGACAUGAUUCUAGGCAUGUCUUGGUUGUGUAGCGCCGAUCAUCCGGUGAACUUCCAUGACCGAACCGUUCACAUCCGUGAUCGGAAUGGAGUGUUAGUCCCAUGUACGGUCGCGACCCCUCACACUUCGAUUGCUUGUCACGUGGUUUCCGUUGCGAGAAUUCGCGACGCCAUAGCUCGGAAUGACGUCGAGGAGAUGGGCCUUGUAUUCUUGCAUGCUCUCCCCUCGCCGGACGGACCAGCCGCGUCACCGCCGGACCCACGCAUUUCUCACCUCUUGGACGAGUAUAGAGACGUCUUCGAGGCUCCCACCGGAACGGUUUCGGAUCGGCCCAUACGUCACGGAAUCACUCUCGAGGCUGGCGCCGGCCCUCCGCGUGGAUGUAUCUACCGCAUGAGCGAAGAGGAACUCGAGGUGCUUUGCGCACAACUCGAUGACCUUCUCGACAAGGGCUGGAUUCGCCCUAGUUGCUCGCCAUACGGCGCCCCUGUUCUCUUCGUUCGGAAGAAGAACAAAGAUCUACGGUUAUGCAUCGAUUAUCGGACACUUAACGCACAGACCGUAAAGAACACCGGCCCUCUCCCUCGGAUUGAUGAUCUUCUUGAGCGGUUAGGCGGCGCGACGUACUUCUCGAAGUUGGACUUGAAGUCAGGUUACCACCAUAUUGAAAUCCAGCCUCAAGAUCGGUACAAAACCGCGUUCAAGACACGGUACAGGCAUUUUGAGUGGGUUGUAAUGCCAUUUGGCCUCACCAAUGCCCCCGCAACUUUCCAAGCAGCGAUGAGGACUGAGGUCUGCGACUUGCUCGAUCGCAGCGUCCUCAUUUACCUCGAUGACAUCUUGGUUUACAGUAGGACGUUGGACGAGCACAUCGUAAACCUCCGCGUUGUUCUGGAUCGUUUGCGACGAGCCAAGUACAAAGCGAAUCUCGACAAGUGCGAGUUCGCCAAGCAAGAGCUUGAGUACUUAGAUGCCCUUCUCUCCUUACUCCAGUACGUUGGGCAAACUCAAGUGCAACCUUGUGGUUCGUCUGCAUCUGCUGAUUUGGAAGCAAAGACAAUGUUUCGCGCUUCAGCCUCUCUCGCUGAACUAUGCACUGAGCAUGCUCUUGCCGUGGGCCCAAAUGGCAUAGUUGGGGUGGAUGUGGAGGGCUUGGAUUUAGGAGUAGAUGCAGAUGGGUUGACUGAUGGGGUGGAUGCAGAGGGGGUGGAUGCCGACGGGGUGGAUUCGGAUUUGGAUCCGGAUGGGGUGGAUGCAGACGGGGUGGAUGCGGACGGGUUGGAUUCGGAUCCGGAUGGGGACGGGGUGGAUGAGGACGGGGUGGAGGUAGAGGGAGUGGAUGAAGAGAGGUCGGCUGCAGAGGGGUUGGACGCCGAGGGGGUGGGUGCUGAGGGGGUGGAUGUGGAGAAUCAUGGCAUCUUUUCUAAAGAUGUAGAUGCAGAUGGGUUGGCUUUAGACGGGGUGGAUUCGGAUUCGGAUGGGGUGGAUGCGGUCGGGGUGGAGGUAGAGGGAGUGGAUGAAGAGAGGUCGGCUGCAGAGGGGGUGGACGUAGAAGGGGUGGGUGCUGAGGGGGUGGAUGUGGAGAAUCAUGGCAUCUUUUCUAAAGGAGCAGAUGCAGAUGGGUUGGCCUUAGACGGGUUAGAUUCGGAUCCGGAUGGGGUGGAUGCAGACAGGGUGGAUGCGGACGGGGCGGAGAUAGAGGGAGUGGUUGAAGAGAGGUCGGCUGCAGAGGGGGUGGACGUUGAGGGGGUGGGUGCUGAGGGGGUGGAUGUGGAGAAUCAUGGCAUUUUUUCGAAAGAUGUAGAUGCAGAUGGGUUGGCUUUAGACGGGGUGGAUUCGGAUUCGGAUGGGGUGGAUGCGGACAGGGUGGAGGUAGAGGGAGUGGAUGAAGUGAGGUCGGCUGCAGAGGGGGUGGACGUUGAGGGGGUGGGUGCUGAGGGGGUGGAUGUGGAUAAUCAUGGCAUCUUUUCUAAAGGAGUAGAUGCAGAUGGGUUGGCCUUAGACGGGGUGGAUUCGGAUCCGGAUGGGGUGGAUGCAGAGGGGGUGGAUGUGGACGGGGUGGAGGUAGAGGGAGUGGAUGAAAAUAGGUCAUCUGCAGAGAGGGUGGACGCCGAGGGGGUGGGUGCUGAGGGUGUGGAUGUGGAGAAUCAUGGCAUCUUUUCUGGCAGUGUCAUUGAAGAAGAAGGAAACAUUGCCCAGAAAACGUCAACAGGCGAUGAGGAGGGUGGGCACGGGACCGAGGAUUUCGUGCCACUGGCUCAACUAUCCACACAAAAUAGGCGGCAGAGGACAGCAAAAGAAGCCCUGAACGAUAUUUCUUCAGUUCUGAUGACAAAAAACAGAACCCCGAUCGAAUGGCAAGUUGCUCCGAGGAACAAAUCCCGGAAAGGAGCCAAAUGCAACCGCAGGGAAAGUUCUGAUGAAGAUGAGUCGACGGACAGUUCGGAAGAUAGCGAACGGGAUUGGGAGCAACCGCUGAAGGGAAAAGGUGGCAGUAAAGGAAGGACAAAAAGGAAAGAGUGUGAAAGUAAACAGGACGGCAGCGCCAAAGGGAAGUUGGCCCGCCUAAAACGGAAAGGUGCAGAAUCUGGAGCAAUAGUAAAGGGAUCUGCAAAAUUGAUUGGCGAGGGACUGCGUGAGCAAAGAGGAGAGAAGAAGCCCAAUGCGCAAUGCAGGUCUCGGAAUGGAAAAAGGCGCAUACAGAGUGAUGGCACCCCUGAUACCGAGCCUGCCACCGAACCUGCUGACAGCUUGGAACAUCAGCCAUUAAAAAAAAAGCGACGGAAACUGAAGCCUGUUCUGACAUACUUAUCUUCAAGACUUCAAGUCUUCAACCCAUACUAAAAGACUAGUAAAAGUCUAAAUUUCUC